This is a messenger RNA of Syzygium oleosum, 777 nucleotides long. RefSeq names its product F-box protein At5g67140. The coding region runs from base 35 to 706 and encodes 223 amino acids. Gene Ontology annotation, biological process: SCF-dependent proteasomal ubiquitin-dependent protein catabolic process. Gene Ontology annotation, molecular function: protein binding. NCBI's taxonomy places the organism in Eukaryota, Viridiplantae, Streptophyta, Magnoliopsida, Myrtales, Myrtaceae. The transcript has 5 exons. The record is from RefSeq and is a predicted model, not a curated record. Gene Ontology annotation, cellular component: SCF ubiquitin ligase complex.
CUCUCUCUCGCUCGCUUCAUUCCGUCGACUGGCCAUGGGGAUGAGGGCGGAGGAGGAGGAGGAGGGAGGAGGAGGAGGGGAGGAAGCGGAGAUCGAUCGCUUGCCCAUCGACGUGCUGGCUCAGGUCUUCGUCAUGAUCCCCUCCUUCGCCGAUUUGGCCCAGGCGAGCGGGGUGUGCCGGAAAUGGAAGCGGGGAGUGAAGCUGUCGCUGGGGCAGAGGGAGAGGCUGAGCUUCGCCGGGUUGAGGAUGGACGACGACUCCGCCGCCCGCAUCGUUGGCAGCGCCUACGCCCUCCGCGAACUCGACAUCUCGAGGAGUCGUUGGGGCUGCCAUGUAACUGACGAAGGGCUGUACAGAAUUUCGUUGGCGAAAUGCGCGGGGAAGCUGACGUCCAUCUCUCUGUGGGGGAUGACCGGGGUCACCGAUCAUGGUGUUGUUCAGCUGAUUGCUAGAGCUAAUGCUUUGGAACAUCUGAAUAUCGGCGGUACAUUCAUCACUGAUAAAUCAUUAUAUGCAAUUGCCAAUAGCUGUCCACAUCUGAAGAGCAUUGUCCUAUGGAGCUGCCGUCAUGUGACCCAGAACGGACUUCUUUUCCUUGUAAACAGAUGUCGCAAACUUGAAUCAAUCAAUGUCUGGGGAACAAGAGUUCCGAUAGAUUGUUUCGUUGAAUUGCUAAAUAUAAAUCCAGGUCUUCGGAUUAAAUAGAACAAAUACGACUAUUCACGAGUGUUGAGAUCGUCUUGCCUGGCCAGUAAAGUUGCCCAUAAUUCUUCCUG